This is a messenger RNA of Penicillium roqueforti, 1860 nucleotides long. RefSeq lists its product as uncharacterized. Gene Ontology annotation, cellular component: cell surface; fungal-type cell wall; extracellular region. NCBI's taxonomy places the organism in Eukaryota, Fungi, Ascomycota, Eurotiomycetes, Eurotiales, Aspergillaceae. The record is from RefSeq and is a predicted model, not a curated record. Gene Ontology annotation, biological process: cell wall organization. The transcript has 2 exons. Bases 1 to 1860 code for a protein of 619 amino acids. Gene Ontology annotation, molecular function: 1,3-beta-glucanosyltransferase activity; glucan endo-1,3-beta-D-glucosidase activity.
AUGUCAGACUCAGACACCCCACUACCUCCAACCCAUCGUUAUAACCACGCCUCUCGUGAGAACCAAACCAUCACACCCGGCAUGGACAAUCUCGGUCCCAGCUCGCCGGGCGGUGGCAUCAGCGGCAUCGCCCUAGGAAUCGCCAAUACACACAGUCGCCAAAGCGGCAUCGACGCAUCUCGCGGCAUAGACGACGGCUUCACUGGCCCCGCCGAGCGCGAGUAUCACACAACCGGCUCAGACACACCCUACGUGCCCUCACCUUAUGCCGGCCCGGACUCGUUUCCUGCCGAACACCACGCAUUAAAUAUGGCGAGAGGCGGCGCGCUGGCCUCGCCCGCUUUGCAGACGCCCAGUCAGUCGUCGGUGCAGCUGAGCGAUCCCGCACACAGCCCGUACCCAUACCCCCCGACUUAUUCGGGCAUCACUGAUGGGCCCUAUCAGCGACAUUCAACCGCGUACAGCAAUGGUGAGAUGACGAAUAUUAACCCCGAUGAGAUCGUCGAUGAUGGCGAUGAGGACUUUGGGCCCCCGCGGAGUCGAGCUGCGCCUGCUGCUGCGGGUGCCGCUGGUGGCGCCGCGACUGGUGGCAUUCUGACUGGAUUGUUUGGGCGAGAGAAGAAUGUUGAUGUUGCGUAUGACUCGGUUCCUGGUGGUGGGGUGGAGAGCGGAGGAGCCUCGGGGAGAUCACAGAGUAACGGAAUAGACGGGCGCAAGAAGAUGGGCUGGAUUGUUGGUCUUGUUCUUGGGUUUGUGAUUCUGGGUGCCAUCAUCGGUGGUGCGGUGGGCGGUACAAUUGGCAGCCAUCAUCACGCGAACCAGUCGAAGGUUGCUGCCGGUAGUUCAGACACUGCUACCGGUGAUGUGAAGACCAAUGGGGACCUUGGCAAGGAUUCCGCUGAGAUCAAGGCCUUGAUGAACAACACCAAUCUCCACAAGGUCUUCCCUGGAAUGGACUACACACCGUGGGGCGUGCAGUAUCCGGACUGUUUGAAAUGGCCUCCGUCGCAGAAUAAUAUCACCCGUGACAUGGCUGUCCUGUCGCAGUUGACUAAUACAGUGCGUCUUUACGGUACGGACUGCAAUCAGACUGAAAUGGUUCUUCAUGCCAUUGAUCGCCUCGAGCUGAAGGAUAUCAAACUUUGGCUCGGCGUCUGGAUUGACUCGAACACCACCACGACUCAACGCCAGAUCACGCACCUCUACAAGCUCUUGGACGACACCAAAGACACAUCCAUCUAUAAGGGUAUCAUUGUCGGCAACGAAGCCCUCUUCCGUGCCGGCUCUAGCAAGCAGUCUGCCGAGACGACCUUGAUCUCGUAUAUCAGAAACGUCACAAAGGAGGUCAAGAAGCGCAACCUGGAUCUAUUGAUUGCCACCUCCGACCUUGGUGAUAACUGGAAUGCUGAGUUAGUGGAGGAGGUGGAUGUCGUCAUGUCCAACGUCCAUCCCUUCUUCGCCGGUGUCAACGUCGAUGUUGCUGCUGCGUGGACAUGGGAUUUCUGGCAGACCCACGAUGUGGACUUGACCAAGGGCACGAACAAAACGCAGGUCAUUUCAGAGGUCGGAUGGCCCAGUGGCGGCGGCAAAGACUGCGGUGAUAGCUCGGUCUGCGACGACGACACGCCUGGUUCUGUCGCCAGCAUCGAGAACAUGAACACUUUCAUGGCCGACUGGAUCUGCCCGGCGCUGGAAAACGGAACUGAUUAUUUCUGGUUCGAGGCAUUCGACGAACCAUGGAAAAUCCAGUUCAACACGCCCGGGAAGGAAUGGGAGGAUAAAUGGGGUCUGAUGGACUCGGCACGCAAGCUCAAGACAGGUAUCAAGAUCCCAGACUGCGAUGGCAAGACGGCCUCGUAA